Pecten maximus is the source of this 3990-nucleotide messenger RNA. Its product is annotated as TBC1 domain family member 23-like. Gene Ontology annotation, biological process: retrograde transport, endosome to Golgi. The coding region runs from base 45 to 2090 and encodes 681 amino acids. The transcript has 17 exons. The record is from RefSeq and is a predicted model, not a curated record. Lineage: Eukaryota; Metazoa; Mollusca; Bivalvia; Pectinida; Pectinidae. Gene Ontology annotation, cellular component: trans-Golgi network.
GACAUCCCUUUCCGCUUUAUGUUAUACACGUCAAACUUCACAAGAUGGCGGAGUCUGUUGACGAUACAAGCUGGGUAACAGAUCUUGAAACUGCACUCAUAGAAGAGUGUGACUUUGGAACACUUAGGAACAUCUGUAAAUGUCGCCCGGUGCCAGAUCACUUAAGGGCAGAAGUAUGGCAGAUUUGCCUAAAUGUACAGAACAAAAGUGACAGCAUGGGGACUUUUGAUGGUCUGUAUGACAUGGAGGAGCAAGGACGAGUGAGGGAGGAUUGCCGUACACUUGUUGAUAAACUUGGCAAUGAAGAGGAAGACAAAGUGUCUAUAGUCAGCGAUUUAGAGUCCAUAGCAACAUUCUUCUCCAAGUCCCGUAAUGAAAAGUACACAUCAGACAAUGGAUGGCUGGAUAUUCUACAACCAUUGUUAUCUCAGAAACUUGGACGAGGAGAGGUCUAUAACUGUUUCUACUCACUAACCAACAAAUACAUCCCCAGAGACUGUAAGAAGAAUGGGAAGCCAUUCCACUUGUUUCGCCUACUUUUACAGUACCAUGACCCAGAACUCUGUUCUUUCUUGGACACAAAGAAGAUUACACCAGAUACCUACGCACAGACCUGGUUCCGUAGUUUAUUUGCUGCUACCUGUGACCUGCAGGUCAUCAAGUACAUGUGGGAUGUGUACUUCCAGCACGGUGAUCCUUUCCUUGUCUUCUUUAUGGCGCUUGUCAUUCUCGUCAAUGCCAGGGACCAAUUGAUGUCGAGUGAGGGAGAGAGUAAGCAAACUCUUAUAGAAAUGCUGACAAUGUUUCCUGGAGGAUUGGAGGCUGAAGACAUAGAAGAUUUUUGCUCACUUGCCCAGUACUAUGCAUCUAAAACUCCUCAGUCAUUCCGCAGGGAUUACCAAGGACCACUUUUUGGCAUGAGCAUGAUCCCGGUCAGUGAAGCGUUUGGAAUCCAGGUCUCUCAGGCUCUUUGUUUACCUGUAUCAGUAGCAGAGCUGUUGCAGGCUAACAAAUCUUCCUUAAGUGGAGAUGGGGUGCGGUACUUCAUUGUGGACUGUCGACCAGCAGAACAGUACAACCGUGGCCACCUUCCCACGGCCUUCCAUUUAGAUGCUGACCUUAUGUUACAAAACCCAAUGGAGUUCAACACAGCUGUACAGGCAUUACUGGCAGCUCAACAACAGGCUAUUUUAUCAAAGUCGGUGGCUGGGGGAGAACACCUGUGUUUUAUUGGGAGUGGCCGAGAGGAAGAGGACCAGUAUGUACACAUGGUGGUGGCCAACUUCCUUCAGAAACACUACCAGUAUAUCAGCAUAGCCCGCGGCGGCUACGCAGCUGUGGUACAGGUAUUACGUGAGAAUGUGAUAGCAGACCUGGGGGAGGAGUAUACAAGGCUAUUGGAAGUUUGCAGUAUGGACGUUUGUGGUAGUGCCAGUGACGUAGAAAAUGGUGAAGAUUUCACAAGCAGGUUAAAGGGUGAAACUGGAGACGGAUCAUUAUUUGGGAAAAUCUCUAGUGUAGUGAAAAACAAAGGUGCUGUGAUGAAGCAAAAACUCACUGACUAUAUAAAAAAUGAGCACCAGCUUCCAGAGAGGCAUGUAAGUAAUACAGACAGAGUGGGCAAACGAUAUCGCAACAUGGAGAAUGUCUUCUCUAUCGACGACGACGAUGAUGCUGAAGAUCAAACUGUGAGCUCCUCCGAUGAUGAGAGGAAGGAGACCAUCAGUCUGGAGACGUGGCUAAAGAAACCUGACAUUGUGUACACAUGUAAAUGUCAGGAAGUCCUAUCAAGUGGCUACAUGUAUCCUACAUAUCUAUUUGUGACAGACUCCCAUCUCUAUGUCCUUCGAGAGAUCACAUCUCGUAAGGGCAUGGCACACAUCCAGGCACGACGGGCUCUUGGCAGCAUUGUCAAAAUCACAUCCAAAAAGAGACAUCCAGAGCUGAUCACAUUUAAAUACGGGUGUACGGAGGACGAUAACUCUAUAACGGUGUCGGACUUGGAGCGAUUCUUAAUUCCAAAAGCAGGGGAGGCAACCAAAGUGAUAAAGAUACAGAUAAUGAAAGUGCUUGAUGCACUUGAGCGGUGAUGAUGAUUUACUCGGAUUGGGAGUCAUCUUGUGUGUAUGAAUUUGAGGGAAGAUUGUUUUGUUGGUUUUGUAUAUAAUAGUUAUUAUAUUCACAUCAUGAUGAUUUUCCGAGGCUGUCUAAAUGGUGGAUAUAUAUAUCAUUGUGGUAGAAACAGGUCACAUGACUCCUGUUUUUUUUAUAUGGAAUUUAUUUCAAACUCAUAAGUUAUUUUUCAAAAGUUACAAAAGACACUUGCUAAAGCUCAUGUCUUUUUGAACUUAAAAAAAUUACUUACUCAAGUGAAAUAAAUUCCAUAUCCAACAAGCACUCGUUGUGUAACCUCUAUAUAUAUAUGUAUAUGAGUGUUUUUUGGUGAAUUUACAAACAUUAGAUAUCAGUAUGAAGUUUGUUAGAAUUAAUUUUAAUUAAUUUUGUGAUAAUUCUCGGAAAAGUCCUACAUUCUCUACAAAACCAUGUUUCUGGAGUUAAGUGAUUUGCUGAGUUGACAAACUGAGAAUUGUUCUAUAUUGUUAUACCUGGUGCUGGUGGUAGAUUUGCUGACGUACUAAAACCUGUCCUACACCUACAAUAUCACAUAUUUAGAAUGAAGGUGAUGUUUACAUACCAGGUACCACAUAGGUUACCAAAUUAGUUUUCAUUUUGAUUGAAGGAAGAGUUAAAUUUUCAAAGCAGUUAUUUCAAAACGAAACCAGUGUUUUUGCAAUAUUCAUGUCUUAUUAAGGGAAAAUACAGUACUGUAAAAUUAAUGUCUUCUUGAACAAUAUAUAAGUACAGUGCUGCAAUUGUUUUUGACUGCUAUAUGACUAAAGUUACAUAGUGAAACUGUUGUUAAAUAGUAUUAUUAGCUCACCUGGCGCAAUUAUUCUGACUUCUGUAGAAAUGUUAGUACAUAUUCGAUGCAAUAUGCAGGUGAGCCAUACAGGCUUUUUGGGUCUCUUGUUGGUUUUGUUUGCAUUUUGCUUUUUAUAAUUGUGUUUUUGUUGAUUCCACUCUUUUCUGUUGACCUGGUAUCUAUUAAAUCUGUGAUAAAAGAAAUUCUACUUCACCUUAGGAAAGUUAUUGGACCUUGACCUGGUAUUAUUCACGAUUUGUAAGUUAAACCACCGAACUUGUAUUGUCAAAUGGAGGUUAGUUUGACCUCUGACAUUGUAAUUUUAAAAUUGAGGUUAAAAAUUCUUUUUUUAUGAAAAAUAUCAAUUAAUAACGAUUAGAAUAGGUUUUGUUAGGUUAGCUAAGAUGAAGUCUCAAGUGACCUAUUCUAAUCAACUUUUAUCUGUCGCCGUUCGCCAUCUGUCGUAUGUUAGUGAACAAUUUUUAUUUUCCACUUGAACCCCUGAACCAAUUUCAACGAAAUUUUGCAGAAACAAGGGGCUAAUAGGCUGAGCCAAAUUGAUGAAAAUUGACUGAAAUUUCAAAUAUCUUAUUCUUAAUUCCUAGAUAUGGUAGAAACAAUUACCCUUCAUAGAUAUGAAGGUCUUAACUUAAAGGUGCUUUUAUCAAAAAUUUGAAUUUCAUGACCCUGGGGCCUCACAUUUACCCUCAGGAAGGUAAAAUUCAAGGAAAAUAACAUUUUAAGCCUCAUUUGUUGAAUUAUCAUUGGAAAUAAUUUGAAGUUGAUUAGAAUGAUCAGUAUAAAAUUGCAAUUUGGUAGUUUGCAUGUAAUUAUGACUGAUUCCCCACGAGGUCAAAAUGGGUCAAAUUGAGAGAAAUAUGUAUUAAAGAACUACCAACAAGUGACUGUUAAGUCCCAUUGACAUCUUGUUUGUAUAAUAUUUGUUAUUUGAUACCUGAAAUGUUGACAAAGUCGGAAAUCACCUGAAAUGUGAAAUGUUGACAAAGUCAGAAAUCACCUGAAAUGUUGACAAAGUCGGAAAUCAUAUGACUGUUAUUGUGUUAGUA